UUCUACGCAUAACGAUACUCCCAUUUACUCUCCUCCUCUCGGACAAUAAUCAAUAAUCACACCAUGUCUGUCACACUUCACACCACCCAUGGCGACCUAAAGGUCGAACUCUUCUGCGAAGCCGUCCCCAAAACCGCAGAGAACUUCCUCGCCCUCAGCGCCAGCGGCGCCUACAACACCACCCCAUUCCACCGGUACAUCCCGGGCUUCAUGAUCCAAGGCGGCGACAUCUCCCUCUCGGCCACGAAAAUCAACCCGGACACGGGAAAACCGGCGCUCCCGAUCGACGGCGCGAUCCCCAAGGGCGGCACCUCGAUCCACCACCCGUACGCGCUGAACCAGGAGAUCCACCUGCCGGCGCUGAAGCACCACGCGCGGGGGAUGCUGUCGAUGGCGGCGCGGCCGGUGAAGGACCGUACGGCGCCGGGGGCGCAGGGCGCGACGGGCCCCACGAUCAACGGGAGCCAGUUCUUCAUCACGCUGGCGGCGGCGCCGCAUCUGGACGGGGCGAGCACGGUGUUCGGGAAGGUGUUGAAUCUGACGGCGCAGGAUGAGGGGGGCGAUGUGUUGGGGCGGUUGGAGAAGGCGAAGAUGAAGGUGGACAAGAAGGGGAGGGUGGUGCAGCCUUCGCCGGAGGAGGAGGAGGCGGGCGUGUGGGAGCGGGUCGGCAUUGAGCGGGUUACUGUGCAUGCUAACCCUUUUGCGGGGUAGGCUUUUGGCUCUCGUUUGACUUUGGGUUUUUUUUUCCUGGCAAAUGCGGGGGAACCUGUGCUUGACGGUCUUCCGGUGGCUUUGGAAUGGAAGACUGGAGGGGACCGGGGCACUGUUGAGCGUAUGGAUACGGAUAUACUAUACUCGGCUCGAGUCCGAGUCUCCAGCCAGUCGGAGACCAACUUCGAGGAAUUGGGG
Aspergillus japonicus CBS 114.51 is the source of this 909-nucleotide messenger RNA. It is a transcript of the gene cyp5, whose product is annotated as putative peptidyl-prolyl cis-trans isomerase. Gene Ontology annotation, molecular function: peptidyl-prolyl cis-trans isomerase activity. The record is from RefSeq and is a predicted model, not a curated record. NCBI's taxonomy places the organism in Eukaryota, Fungi, Ascomycota, Eurotiomycetes, Eurotiales, Aspergillaceae. Bases 64 to 711 code for a protein of 215 amino acids. Gene Ontology annotation, biological process: protein peptidyl-prolyl isomerization. The transcript has 3 exons. Gene Ontology annotation, cellular component: catalytic step 2 spliceosome.